AGCACGUCUACGUGUUCACCUCAUUCGUACAUUUCUGCGUUACAGAAUAAUUGGACUGCAAGGGAAAGAAACGGUUGAGAGUGUCGGUGCUUAAGUUUUACGGUUUACUACGAGAACGUAAUUUAUUCGACAGAGUUUCUUGAGUUAAGAACCGGCAGUACGCGGGUAUGAAGGGCAGUUUGAGAUUCACACACAUGAUCUAUGUUUCCCUGCUAGUCUUGAAGUCAUCCUCUUCCAUUGAAUUUGAGGUGAGAGUCCCCAGCACCCCUCAAGUUGCCCUGCACGGUCGGUACGCAGUGCUGGAGUGCAGAUUCACUGUGGAGGGGGACCUGAAUCUGGAUAAAAGCGUGCUGACGUGGCAGAGGGGGAGCGAGGUUGUGCACAGCUUCUACUAUGCGCAGGACCAGCUGGAGAAGCAGAGCCCACGCUACUGGAACAGGACCAGCCUCUACCUGUCUGAGCUGAAACGGGGGAACGCUUCCCUCAAACUGGAAGGGGUGGGACCAGAGGAUGCUGGGGAGUACACCUGCUCUGUGAGCACCUUGCUGGGAAGCCAGAGGAAAACAUUAUCCUUGAUAUUUGCAGCUUUGUACACAGAACCCCUCCUGAGGAUUAAAGUGAACCCCUACAACGUGACCGCUUCCCUGCAGUCUGAAGGCUAUCCGGACUCCACAGUCCAGUGGCUGGAUGGAGAGGGGCAGGACGUGUCCAUCCUGUCCCAGACUGUCUCCCAGAGGAACGCGGAGGGACUGUACACGGUAACCAGCACCCUGUCCACUGUGAGGAGCUCCAACACCACCCUCACCUUCAUCCUGAAGAACAGGGAACUGAACCAGCACAUCACCAGGACCUUCAGCCUCCUUCCAGAAGAUGUUCCUGUGGAUGAUAAUCCUGCUGGAAUGAGAUGGGCUCCUGUCUUGUCUGUUAUUGUCCUAGCUGUGCUGUGUGUCCUGGCACUGACCAUUUACUUUAAGACCUGUAAAAAAACAACAGCAAAGAGCAUUGAACAUCUGGAGAACGGGAAGCUAAUGAGUAGCUGAGAAGAAACUCUGGAUAGGACCAAGAUAUUAUCCACCCAUGGGCUGCUAAUCUGUAAAAUGGGAGAGAGUCUGUGCAGCUGAGAAGAUUCACCUGGACAGUGUCUCUCGAUUGUUUAUUAAGAGACCUUUUCAGCGCUUGUGGGAGAAAACAAAUGGUUUUAAACUCAGACAUACUGUUACAAUAUGUAAUGGUUUUAAUAAACAGGAAUACCUUGUCUAUAAAUAGCAGGAAAAAGAGACGUUUUAUAUCAUGAUAAUACUUCAUUAUUAUAUGGUAUAGCCACAACUGUUUAUACCACAGUUACCUUUUUUAAAUGUAAUUUAUCAAAAACUUUCUGUUGUAUUGUAAAACCACUGCUGAUCAUAUAGUGUUCUUGUUAGUACAAUAUUUUUUAUACUAGAGAAAUGCCUAUUUUUGUACUGGGUGAAGAACUUUUUUGUUUCCUGUUAAACUGUUUAGUGUUGUAUUUAUUUAAAUAAUGAACUCUUAACACAAUUCUUGACCUCUAUAAAUGUAUCUUGUAUUAAAUGACCAAUGGAACAUAUCUGCCAUUCACUUUCAGUGA
Messenger RNA from Acipenser ruthenus (sterlet), 1606 nucleotides. Its product is annotated as CD276 antigen-like. The record is from RefSeq and is a predicted model, not a curated record. The transcript has 5 exons. Lineage: Eukaryota; Metazoa; Chordata; Actinopteri; Acipenseriformes; Acipenseridae. Gene Ontology annotation, cellular component: external side of plasma membrane. Gene Ontology annotation, biological process: cellular response to lipopolysaccharide; negative regulation of T cell proliferation; positive regulation of T cell proliferation. Bases 168 to 1040 code for a protein of 290 amino acids.